AUGGGUAUCCUGGAGGAUGGGAACCACACUGCAGUUACAGAGUUCAUUUUAUUGGGUUUAACAGAUGACCCAGUCCUUAGAGUCAUCCUCUUCACCGUCAUCCUGUGCAUCUACCUGGUGACUGUGUUUGGAAACCUCAGCACCAUCCUUCUCAUCAGAGUCUCUUCCCAGCUCCAUCACCCUAUGUACUUUUUUCUCAGCCACUUGGCUUCUGUUGACAUAGGCAUUUCAUCUUCUGUCACUCCCAAUAUGCUUAUCAACUUCCUGCUGGAGAGAAGCACAAUCUCCUACACUGGAUGUGGCAUCCAGCUUGGCUCAGCAGCUUUUUUUGGAUCAACUGAGUCAUUUCUUCUGGCUGCCAUGGCUUAUGAUCGUUUCAUGGCAAUCUGUAACCCACUGCUUUAUUCCACCAAAAUGUCCACACAAGUCUGUAUCCAGUUGCUUGUGGGAUCUUAUAUAGGGGGUUUUCUUAAUGCUUCCUCUUUUACACUUUCCUUCUUUUCUUUUCUCUUCUGUGGACCAAACAAAGUCAAUCACUUUUUCUGUGAUUUUACUCCUUUAGUUGAACUCUCCUGUUCUGAUAACAGUGUCCUGCUAAUUCUUGAUUCAUUUUCUGCUGGCUCCAUCAUUGUAAUCACAGUGUUUAUCAUAGCCAUCUCCUACACCUACAUCCUCAUCACCAUCCUGAAGAUGCGCUCUACUGAGGGUCGACACAAGGCCUUCUCCACCUGCACCUCCCACCUCACAGCAGUCACCAUCUUCUAUGGAACUGUCACAUUCAUUUAUGUGAUGCCAAAGUCCAGCUACUCCACAGACCAAAACAAGGUGUUGUCUGUGUUUUACAUGAUAGCAAUCCCCAUGUUGAACCCCCUAAUCUACAGCCUUAGGAAUAAUGAGAUUAAGAAUGCUCUGAAGAGACAAUUUAGUAAAAAAACAUUUUCUUAG
Mus caroli (Ryukyu mouse) is the source of this 945-nucleotide messenger RNA. RefSeq names its product olfactory receptor 5P79. Gene Ontology annotation, biological process: G protein-coupled receptor signaling pathway. Lineage: Eukaryota; Metazoa; Chordata; Mammalia; Rodentia; Muridae. Gene Ontology annotation, cellular component: membrane. The record is from RefSeq and is a predicted model, not a curated record. Gene Ontology annotation, molecular function: G protein-coupled receptor activity; olfactory receptor activity.